AUGCCCAAGCUUCGUCCUGCCACCAGCCGUCGCCAGCCCGGCCGUUAUAAGGAGUUCGCAUGCUCUGAUUCCGGCUCGUCUGUGGAAGAUCAAGAGCCACCACGCUCCUCAUUCGCCCCCGAGCUCAGCUGGACAACUGCAUUUCCCACUCGUGCGCUGGAUGACCCUCGUCGGCACCCAAACGAGGCUCUCGCAGACUUCCACCGGGCAGCAGACCGGAUUCUGAGGCAGCCCAUUUCUGUGUCCUCCAGCGGGCCAGACAGUGCUGCUGCUACGGGGCUGAUAUACCAGCAAAAGGAGGACUUCUUGACACAGGCCAUUGACUCGGCAGAGGAGCAGCUCGAGGCUCAGUUUGCCCGCUGGCGAAGAUCAUUCUCCAUGCCUGCUGGGAGCUCCAAGGCUAAGAGACGAGGGAAUGAACAGGUUGGCGAGUCGCCACAGACAGUGAAGAGACAGAAGAUCAAGUCAGACCGAUCUAAGACCGCCGGUCUUUCCAUCAGCAGCAGCAGUAGCUUCGAUAAUAGCAGCUUCAACGUAAUGACCGGCAAGUCGGGCUGGGGCCUCCAAGGUGACCAGGCUGGCUCGACAGUAAAGAGCAUGAAGAACAACCGAGGAGGCACCUCGUCGACCAGCUGCACCACUUGGCAAGCUGUGCCCGACAAUAUGAAACUCAUCGUGGUUAGGGAGCUCACCUCGUGGUUUGCCUAUGAUGAGACAGUGACCUUGCUCAAGCUCACCAGCGUCGAAGAGGCGGGCUUCCGCGCCCUGUACGAUCGCGAGCAGCGCAAGUUGGCCGCCUACACAAUUGCCCUCCGCCAGUAUGAGGCAUCCCAGGUCCACGAGCGCGAGCUGCUCCGCUACAUCACAAUGUCACAGACAGCCAGGGACAUCUUUCCGAGCGGGUUGGCCAGCCCCGUCGAGAUGCCUUUCAACUCUCGCUACUACUUGCCGCCUAUCGCGGACCCAGGCCUCAUUACCGACAUUGUCACCGUGCGGCAGAUUACCAUGGCACAGGAGUAUCUGAGCAGCGUCGGCUUCGUGCGCGACACUGUCGACCUGGGCCACUGGCUCGGUCACAGCGGCGGCGGCCGCUUCGAGAUCGACAUGUUCAGCAAUUGCAACGGAUGCGAAGAAGGGGACCACGGCCACGGCCACAACCAGCCUGUCAUCGCCUUGAAGGGUCAUUCGCGUCUAUCGCCGCGUGGCCUAGCACCCGCAGCUGCCGGCACCGGCACGGGCGACACCGUUAAGCGUCGUCGCAAGAAAGCCGCCCCGGAAGAUUCCAUGCGGGACGCAGCUGCCGACAGCGUCGAGGUGAGGAUGCCUGUUGUUCCGGCGGCAACGAGCACCAGAGGCCGAGGUAGCGGCCGUGGAGGCCGCGGCAGGGGUGGCGGAGGUGGACGCGGAAGGGGAAGGCAGCCGAGCUUCAAAGUGCACGUUCAAGGGACUGGUAGCAGCAGCCAGCCGGCACUGAUUGACGAGGCUGAUCCCAGUGUCGCAGUGAAAGGCGAUACGCUGCUCCGACACGAGGGCAACGCGACGCGAGAGGCAGCCAUGGCGCCACCACGGAUCGAGCAGCGGGAGAUUGACACGUACUGGAACAUCUUCUCGGCGCGGACGAACGGCGGCAAGUUCCUGACGGGCGAGCAGGCGGCGCCGGUGCUGAAGAACAGCGGGUUGCGUGACGGGCAGCUGGAGCGGGUGUGGGAUCUGGCCGACGUCGACAAUGAUGGCAACCUGGACUUUGAGGAGUUUUGCGUGGCGAUGCGGCUGAUCUUUGACAUUCUGAACGGGGAGUAUCCCGACGUUCCGAACACGCUGCCGGACUGGCUGGUGCCCGAGUCCAAGGCACAUCUGGUGCAGGCAGGCCGGGCGCUGACGGGCAAGGCAACGCAGUUUGAGCAGGUCGAGGUCGACGAUCCGGACUCGCCCCCGCUCAAAGACGGCUUCGACUGGUACAUGAGCCCGGCCGACAAGUCCAAGUACGAGCAGAUCUACAUGGAGAGCCGGGACAUGCGCGGCGAGGUAUCGUUCCCUGCGCUGCAGGACCUAUACGAAUCGCUUGAGGUGCCGGACACGGACAUCCGGUCGGCAUGGAACCUGGUGAACCCGUCGGCAGGCUCGUCGAUCAACAAGGACGCCUGCCUGGCCUUUCUGCACAUCCUUAACUACCGGCACGAGGGCUACCGGAUCCCGCGUGCGGUGCCGGCGUCGCUGCGGGCCAGCUUCGAGCACAACAAGAUCGACUACCAGGUCGGCAAUGCCAGCACGGCGGCGGCCAACUCGCGCUGGGCCACGCGGGCCGACGACUCGACAUCGACCGGCCGCAAGGCCAAGUUUGGCGACCAGUACCUCACGCGUCUGGGCCGUUCCGGCUUUGCCAGCAGCGGCACGGACUUCUCAGCCGAGCAGAAGACGGAGGACUGGGAGGAGGUCCGGCUGAAGAAGCAGCUGCAGGACCUGGAGAAGCGCAUCGCCGACAUCGAGGGCGGUGCGGCGCAGCGUUCGGCCGGCGGCGCUGGCGGCAAGCGCGACACCAAGCCGGCCCUCGUCAAGCGCGAGCUCGAGCAGCUGCUCGACUAUAAGCGCAAGGAGCUGCGCGAUCUCGAGGACGGCACCGGCAAGGCCAAGGCGGCGUCCAGCCUGCACGGCGUCGCCGACGACCUCAGCACGGUGCGCGAGCAGGUCGAGAGCCUCGAGGCCCACCUGCGGUCGCGGGAGCACAUCCUGGAGCAGCUGCGGCGGGAGAUUGACGACGCCAAGGUGAGGUGA
This is a messenger RNA of Grosmannia clavigera kw1407, 2772 nucleotides long. RefSeq names its product cytoskeletal adaptor protein. NCBI's taxonomy places the organism in Eukaryota, Fungi, Ascomycota, Sordariomycetes, Ophiostomatales, Ophiostomataceae. Bases 1 to 2772 code for a protein of 923 amino acids. Gene Ontology annotation, biological process: endosomal transport; actin filament organization; endocytosis. Gene Ontology annotation, cellular component: cytoplasm; plasma membrane. The record is from RefSeq and is a predicted model, not a curated record. The transcript is spliced from 5 exons. Gene Ontology annotation, molecular function: calcium ion binding; protein binding.